AUGGGCUGGACGAGCGCGCAGACGUCCCCUGAGUUUGGUAACGGGUACAUGACUUUGCGGGAUUCGCCUAGCGACCAAUUGCUCGCAGUACUCUUCGACGUCCGCAGCGUGACGCGGCACCCCAAAACAGGAGCACUAACCUCGCAGCAGUACGGGUGGACGUUCCUCCCGGUGCUCGCUCAUUCGCGCUUCGUAAAUGCGUGCACCAUCCAGCUCCCGCUUUUCCAGGGUGAAGUCAAUCUGGGCGUCUUGAAGUCAGCAAUUGGUGGACUGAGCACUUUGGUGGACGAUAUCGGCAAUGAAAAGGUGAAGCAGUUGGUACCUGUGGCCGAGGACGGUGCAUCGCUCUUUGUGCGAAUCCAAGACCCUCAGGUGCCUCACUUGUCCUCGCAGCCGAUCGUCAAUGCGAGUCUGUCCAAGAUGGUUCCAUCUCGAUUAAGCGCAAAGUAUGUCUACGACAGCACCAAAAUCGCGGCGUCGAAGAAGAAGACCCCAGUGAGCAAGCUGCUGCCCACGAACACACCUGAAACCCAAUUCGAGAAGGAGAUGAACCAGGCCUUCGCCCAGUUGAGAGAGGAUGGAUCGUGCCGACCUCAGCAGCACAGCAGCAGCGCUAAGAAGAAGAGCAGGAAGUCCAAGCCUCGCUUCCGUCUGCCCCGCCUUCGCCUCCGCCCCAAGAAGACGCCGCUGCAGCUCGAGGACUUUGACGACGUGCGCUACAAGAUGGAGAUCGUGCGACUGGGGGACGACGCCAGCGACUCGAUCGACGAGCGCGUGCCGGUUCUGGAGUCGGUUUUCCUCGCCUUCCUGUGCCUCCUGCUGCUCGGGGGCUGCGUGGCCGUGGGCUUCGCGACGCACUUGAUCGAGUACUCGCGCGAGGUGCUGAGUUGGCUGCUGCCGAUGCUGCUGCUGCCGCUCGCGUGGGUGGUCGCGCUCGUUGUUUGGGAGCGCCGCGCUAUCGCCAUGCAGAGCAAGAUCGCGACGCAGUAG
Messenger RNA from Phytophthora sojae, 990 nucleotides. RefSeq lists its product as hypothetical. The record is from RefSeq and is a predicted model, not a curated record. The coding region runs from base 1 to 990 and encodes 329 amino acids. Lineage: Eukaryota; Oomycota; Peronosporomycetes; Peronosporales; Peronosporaceae. The transcript is spliced from 5 exons.